This is a messenger RNA of Colius striatus (speckled mousebird), 1467 nucleotides long. RefSeq names its product BRCA1/BRCA2-containing complex subunit 3 (gene BRCC3). Gene Ontology annotation, biological process: double-strand break repair. NCBI's taxonomy places the organism in Eukaryota, Metazoa, Chordata, Aves, Coliiformes, Coliidae. The coding region runs from base 22 to 891 and encodes 289 amino acids. Gene Ontology annotation, cellular component: BRISC complex; BRCA1-A complex. The record is from RefSeq and is a predicted model, not a curated record. The transcript has 6 exons. Gene Ontology annotation, molecular function: metallopeptidase activity; polyubiquitin modification-dependent protein binding; cysteine-type deubiquitinase activity.
CAGCCUGGCUCUGGCAUCUGCAUGAAAACCCAACAGCUUCACACUGUGGUUCUCAAUAUACCACAUUUUCCUGAAGGGUUUGGUUUGGCAGCUGAGCUGUGGUGGGACAGCUGGUCUGGGUGGGCUUCAGGGACCUCUGGAUUCUCAGCUGGGUGGGAGGGAGCUUUAGAGCUCAUCCAGCACAACCCCCUGCCAAAGCAGCUCCCACCUAGAUCAGGUCACACAGGAACGUGUCCAGUGAGUUGGGAACCUCCAGAGCAGGAGCCUCCACACCCUCCCUGGGCAGCCUGGGCCAGGGCUCCCUCACUGGGGAUGUUUCAAUGGAACUGUUUGUGUUGCAGCUUCAUCCCAUCACCCCUUGUCCUGGCGCUGGGUACAACAGAAAGAAAGUGCUGCCCCAAGCUCCUGACACCCACCAAUGUCCGUACACAAGCCAUGUAUCAGAUGAUGGACCAAGGCUUCGUGGGACUUAUCUUUUCCUGCUUCAUUGAGGACAAAAACACAAAGACAGGCAGGAUUCUCUACACCUGUUUCCAAUCCAUUCAGGCCCAGAAGAGCUCAGAAUAUGAAAGGAUUGAAAUUCCUAUUCACGUUGUCCCCCACGAAACCAUUGGGAAAGUGUGUCUGGAAUCAGCUGUAGAGCUGCCCAAGAUCCUUUGCCAAGAGGAGCAAGAUGCCUACAGGAGAAUUCACAGCCUCACCCAUCUAGACUCUGUAACCAAGAUUCAUAAUGGCUCAGUGUUCACAAAGAACCUGUGCAGCCAGAUGUCUGCCAUCAGUGGGCCACUUCUUCAGUGGCUGGAGGACAGACUAGAGCAGAACAAACAGCGGGUGCAGGAGCUGCAGCAGGAGAAAGAGCAGCUCCUGGAGGAAUUAGCUGCUUUGGAGUGAAGGAGGAACUGCACACCCUUCAGAAAAGAGACAGAAACCUCUACACAAGACUUCCUCCUGGCUGAAGGGUGGCCCUGCAUUGUUUUACAAUGAAGAUACAAGCUGUGCCUCUUGCUGCAUGCAACAAAGAGCACUUCAGCAGGAUAAAUAAGGGCUUUACCUGCCUCAGCUUGAUGGAAAACAGCAGCAUCUGCCCAGGUACUGCACAGUGCAGUGGAAUCCCAGCUCAGCAGCAGGGUUGGGCAGCACCUGAAGAGGGGACACACCUAAGGAACAUGUUGUUCCUCCCCUGUGUUUUGAGAGAGGGGUUAUUACUUCACAUGUGUUGCAGGAGCCUAGAACAGGAGUGUUAGAAGGAAAAGUGUGUCCCUGCAGUUGUAUUUUAUGCUGCCAAUUCCUGCCAUCUUUUCUUAGCUUCAGUUGACCCUGAUCUUAUAUCUAGAAGUGUUCUGGAUUAGUGGUUUUCCACCCAGGCAGGUAAGAGGUGGGAGGGAAGCUUGGGAAGGGACCUGGCAGAACCUUGACAUAGGAUCUGUGUUCAGCAUACUUCAAACCAAAUAAAGAAUUCCAAAGCCA